CUCCCUCCUGAUGCACCAGACCUGGGAGCUCCUGGUGAGCAAUGAGCAUGAGUCACAAGCUGUGGUUCGACUUCGAAGCCUGCAGGGCCUCUACUUACUGUCCGAAGGGGAUGGCUCUGUGGGCUACGGGCAGCCGAGGAGCAGCCAUCAUGGCUGCUUCCUGCUGCGUUUCCACCGGAAUGGGAAGUGGACCCUCCAGUGCAUAAUCACUGGGCGCUAUUUGGAGUCCGAUGGUGAGGAUGUGUUCUGCAACUCCAGGGUCCUCUCAGCCUACCACAUGUGGGCCCCGCGGCCAGCCCUGCAUGUCCAUGUGACCCUCUACAGCCCUCUCAACCAUUGCUAUGCCCGGGCUGACCCCACUGUGGGCCGUGUCUGGGUGGACGCGCCAGUUCCCUGCCUGGAGGAAUGUGGCUUCCUGUUGCAUUUCCAAGAUGGCUGCUACCACGUGGAGACCUCAACACACCUCUUCCUGUCCCACUUGGACCGGCUGGCCUCCCAGCCCUCAUCACAGACAGCUUUUCACAUGCAAGUGCGGCCUGGAGGGCUGGUGGCACUGAGUGAUGGAGAAGGGGGCAUGUUAUACCCACAGGGCGCACGGCUGCUCCUGGGCCUGGGCUCCGGUCCCCAUCGGGGCGAGGAGUGGUUUAUUUUGCAGCACUGCCCAGCCUGGGUCAGCCUCAAGUCAAAGGCACGGAAGUUCAUCUCAGUCUUCUAUGAUGUUGAGGUGUAUGCUGCCUCAGAGCGCUUAACCCAAAUGUCCUUGUUCCAGUUUGAAUGUAACAAGGAGAGCUCCACCUUGCAGCUUCGUUCAGCCAAUGGCUACUACCUAGUCCAGCGGCACCAUAGGACGGUGAUGGCUGACGGGCACCCCCUGGAGUCUGACACCUUCUUCCGAAUGCACUGGAAUUGUGGCCGGAUCAUGCUGCAGUCCUCCAAUGGGCGCUUCCUGGGUGUCAUGGCCAAUGGCCUGCUCGUGGCCAAUGCCACCAUCCCAGGCCCUACUGAGGAAUUUGGGAUCCGAUUAGCCAACCGCCCCUUCCUGGCACUGCGAGGGCGCUAUGGGUACGUGGGCACCUCGUCAGAACACGACCUUGUGAGGUGCAACCUGGACCAGCCUGACUGCAUCCACCUGCUGCCCUGUCGCCAGGGCAUCUACCACUUCCAGGGAUGGAUCCUUUUGGUCAAUUACAUCCUUUGGCACCUUUCGUCCUUGGGGAAAGUUUGCCCUCAACUUCUGUAUCGAGCUUCAGGGGAGCAACUUGCUCACAGUCCUGGCGCCCAAUGGCUUCUACCUGAGAGCUGACCGGAGUGGCACCCUCUUGGCAGACAGCGAAGGCAUUACAAAAGAGUGUAUCUGGGAAUUUUAGGUAAGGCCGAGUGGGGAUGGCUCUGAA
Molecule: messenger RNA, 1394 nt
Organism: Loxodonta africana (African savanna elephant)
Lineage: Eukaryota; Metazoa; Chordata; Mammalia; Proboscidea; Elephantidae
Gene: FSCN3
Product: fascin actin-bundling protein 3
Exons: 5
Coding region: 11-1303 (430 amino acids)
Biological process (GO): establishment or maintenance of cell polarity; cell migration; actin filament bundle assembly
Cellular component (GO): cell projection membrane; growth cone; actin cytoskeleton
Molecular function (GO): actin filament binding; protein-macromolecule adaptor activity
Source: RefSeq, a predicted model, not a curated record